This is a messenger RNA of Tetrahymena thermophila SB210, 2682 nucleotides long. Its product is annotated as translation initiation factor eIF-5A family protein. The record is from RefSeq and is a predicted model, not a curated record. Gene Ontology annotation, biological process: nucleocytoplasmic transport; activation of GTPase activity. Gene Ontology annotation, cellular component: perinuclear region of cytoplasm; nucleus; cytosol. The transcript has 31 exons. Lineage: Eukaryota; Ciliophora; Oligohymenophorea; Hymenostomatida; Tetrahymenidae. Gene Ontology annotation, molecular function: GTPase activator activity; small GTPase binding.
AUGGAGUAAUAGAAUAACUCUUUUAAUAAUCUGGAAGAUUUAAAGAAAUCUAACUUGAAAGCUCUAACUAGUAUUGAUUUACAGUUCAAAAAUUGUAUUCUUAGUAAUGAAUAAGUUGCAGAGCUUAACUCUUCUUUAGCAUAAUGUGAAAAAUUAGAAUCUUUGAUAUUAAAUCUAAAUAUGGAAAACAUUUCAGAUGAUUAGAUAAAUUAAUUAUUUGCUGAAUACCCCAGCAUAAAGAAUUUAGUUGAAACUGGUAAUAAUGUGAGCAAUGAUUAAAUGUUUACCCAAAUAAGGUUCUUGAUAAAUACUUUUUACAAAGACUAAGACAUGAUUAAAGAGCCUAGAUUAAAUCAAAAAGAAGUUUAAGGAUAUAUCCUAUUAGAAGAAGCUAUGAGCAAUCUAAUUAAUCUCAACAGUUUACAGCUAAACUUAGAUGGAAAUUAAAUUGGGGACUAAGGCGCUUUUUGGAUUUGCACUGCUUUACAAAGAUUUAAAACACUUACUAACUUAAAUUUGCAGCUUUGGAAAAAUAAAAUAGGUGACAGAGGGAUAAGCAGAAUUGCAGAAGGAAUUAGCAGCUGUGCUAAGCUUACAAAUUUAACUUUAAACAUAGCAGAAAAUUUAGUUUGCAAGGGAGGUGUAUUUUAUAUUAGUACAGCUUUAAUUAGCUGUAGAACGUUGACUCAUCUAGAUAUUAACCUCUCCAAUAAUUAAAUUGGAGUAGAAGGGGCAUAUUCUUUAGGAACAGCAUUAAUUAACUGUACGUUACUUAUUAAUCUAAAAUGUUUGCUUGGGCGAAAUAAAAUUGGUGAUGAUGGAGCAUAAAAUAUUGUAAUAGGUUUAAGUACAUGCACUCAAAUUAAGAAUUUAGAUUUUGGAAUGGAAUUAAAUUAAAUUAGAAAUGAUGGAGCUUCUGCUAUUGGUACAGCACUUGGUAACUUAAAAUUCCUUACUAAUCUUAAAUUAUAGAUUUGGGGAAAUAAAAUUGGUGAUAAAGGGGCUUAAAAUAUUGGAUUAGGUUUGAGUUAUUGCACUCAGAUUACAGAUUUAGAUUUUAGGAUAAACUCAAAUUAAAUUGGGGAUGAUGGAGCUUCUGCUAUUGGCAAAGCACUUGGUAACUUCAAAUUCCUUACUAAUCUUAUUUUUUCCAUUUGGGAAAAUAAUAUAUGCGAUAAAGGAGCUUAAAAUAUCGCGUUAGGCUUAAGUAACUGCACUCAGCUUAUAAAUUUAGAAUUUGGGAUAAGUUAAAAUUAAGUAGGGGAUGAUGGAGCUUAUACUAUCGGUACAGCACUUGGUAACUGCAAAUUCCUUACUAAACUUAAUUUUUAGAUUUGGGCAAAUAAAAUCGGUGAUAAAGGAGCAUAAAAUAUUGGAUUAGGUUUGAGUAAUUGUACUUAGCUUACAAAUUUAUAUUUAGGGAUAAGUGAAAAUUAAAUUGGGGAUGAUGGAGCUUCUGCUAUUGGUAAAGCACUUGGUAACUGUAAAUUCCUUACUAAGCUUAGCUUUAACAUUUCCUAAAAUUAAGUAGGAGAUGAUGGAGCUUCUGCUAUAGCUACAGCACUUGGUAACUGCUAAUUACUUACAAAUCUUAAUUUUUAGAUUUGGGGAAAUAAGAUCGGUGAUAAAGGAGCAUAAAAUAUUGGGUUGGGCUUGAGUAACUGCACUCAGCUUAUAAAUUUAGAAUUUGAGAUAUGUGAAAAUUAAAUUGGUGAUGAUGGAGCUUCUACUAUCGGUGCAGCAAUUGGUAACUGCAAAUUCCUUACUAAUCUUAAUUUUUAGAUUUGGAGUAAUAAAAUCGGUGAUAAAGGAGCAUAAAAUAUUGGAUUAGGCUUGAUUAACUGCACUCAACUUACAAGUUUACAAUUAGGAAUAAGUGAAAAUUAUAUUGGUGAUAAUGGAGCUUCUACUAUUGGUACAGCAAUUGGUAACUGCAAAUUCCUUACUAAUCUUAAUUUUUAGAUUUGGAGUAAUAACAUCGGUGAUAAAGGAGCAUAAAAUAUUGGAUUAGGCUUGAUUAACUGCACUCAACUUACAAGUUUACAAUUUGGAAUAAGCUAUAAUUAAAUUGGUGAUGAUGGAGCUUCUACUAUUGGUACAGCAAUUGGUAACUGCAAAUUCCUUACGAAUCUUAAUUUUUAGAUUGGGCUAAAUAAAAUCGGUGAUAUAGGAGCAUAAAAUAUAGGAUUAGGCUUGAGUAAAUGCACUUAGCUUACAAAUUUAGUCUUUUAGAUAAACUAUAAUUAAAUUGGGGAUGAUGGAGCGUCUUCUAUCAGUACAGCACUUAGCAACUUUAAAUUCCUUACUAAUCUUGACUUUUAGAUUAGGGGAAAUAAAAUCGGUGAUAAAGGAGCAUAAAAUAUUGGAUUAGGCAUCAGUAACUGCACUCAACUCAAAGAUUUAGUCUUUUGGAUAAAUUCAAAUUUAAUUGAGGAUGAUGGAGCUUGUUCUAUCAGUACAGCACUUAGUAACUGCAAAUUCCUUACUACUCUUAAUUUUUAGAUUCAGAAAAAUAAAAUCAGUGAUAAAGGAGCAUAAAAUAUUGGAUUAGGUUUGAGUAACUGCACUCAGCUUACAAAUUUAUUUAUUUAGAUAGGUUUAUUGCCUCAAAAAUAAUAAUAAGAAUUCAAAAGAUUAGCUUUAAAAAUAAAAAGAUUAGUUAACUUAUAUUUAAUAAUAUGA